AUGUAUAUUUGGGUUCCGAGCGACUUUGCGCAUGCUUUCAGUUUGAUUGCAAAGAUUGUGGUGAAUGAAAUUGAUGCUGUUCGACCUGUGACUGAAGGUGUUGAAGGAAGGGAAAGUGUUUCUGGUAAUGACGAGGGAGUGGGCAGGGCACCGAUCUAUGUUAGCUGCACGUUCGACAACGGUGGUAACUUAUACACUGGAGAUUCCGAUGGAAAACUGAUUGUUUGGGGCCCAGAACAAUCAAUCAUCAGACAUAUAGACUCGUGCCAUGAAGGAGCAGUGUUUACAGUUGUAGUAAACGAAGAGAGCUCGCAGGUGCUGACAGGAGGAAGAGAUGGGUUUAUACAUGUGUGGGACAUGUCCUCAAACCCUCUUAGAAAACUCAUGACUUUCAAGGUUCCGGAGAACCACGGCACGUGUAGAAUGGUGGCACUCUCGGACAACCAAUUGUUUGUGGGAUCAACUGCUAACUCUAUUCUGUCUACAAAAGUAGUUGUUCCGAUGGCCACGCAAGACCCGUCCUUUUCCGAGGGUGACAACAGCAGCAGCAAAGAAGAAGUGGAGGCGGCGACUGUCAAGUCUUCGUCUAGUUUGCACGUGGAGUGGACUGUUAUCACACAGGGUCAUUAUGAGCAAAUAAGGGGUCUGGCAUCUCUUCGCAAUUGGGGCCUACAGGGGGGCCAUUUCAUUACUGCAGGCUAUGAUGGAAUGGUGCUAAUGGUCAAUUCAGAACAGAGAAAGUUGGUGUGGAAACAUGCUCUGCAGAAUACUGCACCAACGUGCAUCGAUAUCCACGAUGACGCCGCUACAAUUGCCAUGGGAACAAAAGAUGGCAGUUUGAUCUUGGUCAAAGUGAAAAGCAACCAAUCUAGCCCCGAGGUGAAAGUGAAAGUUGCUCACGCAAAAAUUAACUGCAUCAAAUUCUCAAAAGAUUACAGUUCGCUGGCCCUAGGAAGCCAAGACGGAAACACUUAUAUUUUCCGCUCGAAGGAUUUCCGUGACUUCGAGAAGACUCCCCCACAGGAGUUGGCGAUCCUCAAGGGCGGAGCGGCACAGAUUGACGGGGGUGGCGGCACUGGCAGUGGCAGUGGCAGUACUGCUGGCAUCCAGACACUGGACUGGUCAGUCCAAAAGAGACAGGGCCAGUACAUUAUACGUACAUUGGCGCAAGACUCUACGCUUAAAUACU
This is a messenger RNA of Symsagittifera roscoffensis, 1189 nucleotides long. Its product is annotated as echinoderm microtubule-associated protein-like 2. The record is from RefSeq and is a predicted model, not a curated record. Gene Ontology annotation, cellular component: mitotic spindle. Gene Ontology annotation, molecular function: microtubule binding. Gene Ontology annotation, biological process: microtubule cytoskeleton organization. Lineage: Eukaryota; Metazoa; Xenacoelomorpha; Acoela; Convolutidae.